Messenger RNA from Corylus avellana, 3026 nucleotides. Lineage: Eukaryota; Viridiplantae; Streptophyta; Magnoliopsida; Fagales; Betulaceae. The record is from RefSeq and is a predicted model, not a curated record.
AAGAAUACACACAGACACUGAACAUGCAUCACCUGACUUGACAGUAAAGGAGAUUCUCCUCUUAGAUUGAGUAGCUCUCUCUCUUCCUCUGCAACAAUGUGGAACCGAAGCAAAACAAGUCUUUGGACCACCCCCUCACCACCUUUAAUUCCACUCUAUCUAGCCUUCUUGCUAAACCACCUGACCAGCGCCGUCGCCCGUGCCACCCCGUCUCCUUACACACCGACCGAUAAUAUUCUCCUCGACUGUGCCUCCUCUGAGAAUUCAACUGCAUUAGACGGUCGGCUCUGGAUUGGAGACGUGAAUCCAGAAUUCUUCCCCCUUGAACAUUCACAAAACCAGGCCUCUCUAACCACCAGAGCUGUUCCACAAUCCCCCGUUGCCACCCAAGUACCCUACGCCACUGCCCGGCUCUCGCUCUCCCCAUUUACCUACCUGUUCCGAGUCACUGCCGGCCAAAAAUUCAUUCGACUUUACUUCUACCCUAAUUCGUACCCCAACUUUGAUCGCUUUAAAGCCCUCUUCUCUGUCAAAGCUGGUAGUUUUACUCUUCUCAAUAACUUUAACGCUUCACUCACAGCAGAUGCCGAUGAUGAUCCCGGGGAUACCAUAUUCAGAGAGUACUGUGUCAACAUUGAGGAGGGUCAGAGGUUGAACAUAACCUUCACCCCGAGCGCUGCUAAUGCAUAUGCUCUUGUCAACGGAAUCGAAAUCUUGUCGAUGCCUUCCAAUCUCUAUUACACUUCGUCUGACAAAGGGCUUUUUUUUGUCGGCCAGUACAACCAGUUCUACAUCGAUAACAACACUACUCUCGAGAUGGUAUAUAGACUAAACGUUGGAGGCCGCUCCAUCUCAGCUUAUGAAGACACUGGCAUGUUCCGGCGCUGGAAUCAGGACGACAAUUACUUCUUUGCGUUUGAACAAUCUGUUGUAAUUGCUAACACAAGUAUUGAGCUAAAGUAUACUAAGGUACCUCCGUACACUGCACCAGAUGAAGUCUAUACUACUGCCCGGGCAAUGGGACCUAACAAAACUCUCAACAAGAUGCACAAUCUCAACUGGGAAUUGCCCGUAGACUCUGGGUUCAAUUACCUUGUUAGGCUACAUUUCUGCGAGUUUCAAUCAGAAAUUACUCAGCAACAUGAAAGAGAGUUCCUUAUUUUCAUAGCAAAUCAAAAGGUUGAGCCAGCAGCCGAUGUGAUUUACUGGAGCGGUGGAAAUGGUGUUCCGGUAUAUAGAGACUACGUCGUUUCGAUGUUUGACAAAGAAGGAGUGAAGAAAAUGAACCUCUCUAUCGGAUUACAAGCAAACCCGCAAGACUGGAUGACUGUUUACACUGAUACAAUCUUGAAUGGUGUCGAAAUCUUUAAAGUAAGCACCUGCAGUCUCGCCGGACCCAAUCCCGACCCACUUCCUUUGGGCCCUAUAACAGUUGUGCCACUAACACCACCGACGAAGUCCAAGAAUAACAGAAGAAAUAUAGUUGCCGUCGUUGGUGGUGGAGUUUCCGGCAUUGUUGUGCCGACAAUUCUCGGCUUCUUGAUUUUCUGGUGGCGCAAAAAUGUCAAGGACUCUACAGAGACCGGUAACUCAUCUCUACCAUCCGAUCUGUGUCGUUACUUGUCAUUGGCUGAGAUCAGAGCAACCACUAACGACUUUGACGAUGAUCUCAUUGUUGGUAAUGGGGGGUUCGGCAACGUGUACAAAGGCUACAUUGAUGACGGAACCACCCCAGUGGCGAUCAAGCGAUUGACAUCCGGUUCUAAACAGGGGGCCCAUGAGUUCCAGACUGAGAUUGAGAUGCUCUCCCAGCUCCGCUACCUCCAUCUCGUUUCUUUGAUCGGAUAUUGUGACGAUGGCGAUGAGAUGAUCCUUGUCUAUGAUUACAUGGCCCGUGGGACUCUUCGUGAUCAUUUGUACAACACCGAUAAUCCUCCUCUUCCGUGGAAGCAACGACUCGAAAUCAGUAUUGGUGCUGCGCGUGCAUUGAAGUACCUUCAUACCGGCGCGAAGCAAAUGAUCAUUCAUCGUGACGUCAAGACAACAAAUAUUUUAUUGGAUGAGAAUUGGGUGGCCAAAGUGUCCGAUUUUGGCUUGUCCAAAGUAGGCCCCUCUGGAAUGUCCAAAACCCAUGUAAGCACUGUGGUCAAGGGUAGUUUUGGGUAUUUGGACCCAGAAUAUUACAAACGUCAACAAUUGACUGAGAAGUCUGACGUGUACUCAUUUGGUGUGGUUUUGUGUGAAGUAUUGUGUGCAAGGCCGCCCAUAAUACGUACUACAGAAACAGCAAUGAGCCUAGCGAGGUGGGCGCGAGAAAGUUACGGCAAUGGAAAGUUCGAGGAGAUGGUUGAUCCAUCAAUAAAGGGUGAAAUAGGGAUUCGGUGCUUGAAGAAAUUUGUUGAGGUCGCGAUGAAUUGUUUACUUGACAACGGAAUCGAACGGCCAUCAAUGGAUGAUGUGUUGGGGGGCCUUGAGUUCGCAUUGCAAUUGCAAGAGAGUGCAGACGAAGAUGUCGGGCUUAAUGCGGUUGAAAUUGAGGCACUGGAUAAUGAGAAAGGUCUCUUCCCCAAGUCUACACUUGAUGACUGUGAUGACAUGUCUAGUAGCAGCGGUGGACAAGUGUCAAGUACAAAUAGCAACAGCAGGGUGACAAUAAUGACCAGUGGAGAGCAAAGUUCUGCCAGUACCAAUAAGGAUUCGGGCAAACUGAUGUCCUCUGGGACAAUAUUUUCUGGGAUUGUGAAUCGUAGCGGUCUGUGAAAGAAGAUGGUAACUGAAUUUUUAUUAUGACUUAUUUGAAGUCAUAUUGGGGACCCGGAUAAGGUUUGCCAGCAGUUCAUUCUAUUUCAUGACUGAAGCAAGAUGAUAGUGUUAGUGCAUGCAUGAUGCAUCUAAUUGAACCACGUCUAAAGUUGUAAAUUAUUGGGUUCUUCUUGACUUGGCUUUUGUGAUAAUUUAGAUCUUGGCAAGAUAAUAUGUCGACUAAAGAUUAAGCAAGUGUGGGCUUUCAUUAUUGAGUGCAACUA